AUGACGUCAUACCAAGGGAGAUCAAUUUCCGAAAUGGUUUCGCUGAUACUUUCUGUGGCCCUUAUGCAAUGCUUUGACCCCGAGUUGCAGAUGGUUUCCGUCGAACGUAUCGUCCAGUACACGGAGUUGGAGUCGGAGCAUGACAGCGUCGCUCCGUUGGUAGAUGUACCGAAAUCGUGGCCUUCCGAAGGGCAUGUCACGAUUACGAACAUGUUCCUGAAAUAUAAUGAAGGCGAAGAUGGCGACUUUGUUCUCAAAAAUAUAUGUCUUGAUAUUAAGCCAAAGGAAAAGAUUGGUAUUGUUGGUCGUACUGGAGCUGGCAAAUCUUCUCUGCUUCGCGCUUUAUUCCGCCUUACUCCUCCCGUAUCAGGGAACAGUAAUGAUUGA
Messenger RNA from Cooperia oncophora, 387 nucleotides. The record is from the annotation of a GenBank genome assembly. Lineage: Eukaryota; Metazoa; Nematoda; Chromadorea; Rhabditida; Trichostrongylidae.